Molecule: messenger RNA, 2465 nt
Organism: Hemibagrus wyckioides
Lineage: Eukaryota; Metazoa; Chordata; Actinopteri; Siluriformes; Bagridae
Product: stimulated by retinoic acid gene 6 protein-like
Exons: 19
Coding region: 94-1959 (621 amino acids)
Biological process (GO): vitamin A import into cell
Cellular component (GO): plasma membrane
Molecular function (GO): signaling receptor activity; retinol transmembrane transporter activity
Source: RefSeq, a predicted model, not a curated record
ACACAGAGUUAAAUAGAGAGAGAGAGAGAGAGAGAGAGGAGAGAGAGAGAGAUUUAUAAUUUGUAUUGUUCAGGGGAAAACGGCUAGAAGAAAAUGGGUAACUGCACCUCAGAGGACAUAGACUUGAUCCAGGAUGACCCACCAGUCCCUGUGUUUGAACUGUUUUUCAGGAAUGAGACAGAUUUACAGCAUUACUGCAAAAUCUUUGAAAACUUCUUUGUUCCAUGUAGUAUGUUACCUUCUGUGUUGAUUAUACUCCUGCUGUCGUUUGCAGAGCGCAGGGGGGAGCUGUGUGAGUAUGACAGGAGAUUUCCGUGUCUGAAAGGCAGAUUCAGCUUCAUAAUACCCGUGGACUUCACAGGCAAGAUACGGAACCGAUGGUCUUAUGGAUUUGCCUUCGGAGCCGUGACCCCGUUUAUGAUCAAGCUGAUCUUUAGGGACUCCAACCUGCUGAAUUUCCCCACUUAUUUAAAGGUGUUGGAGGUAGUGAUCGUUGCACUGAUGGUCAGCAUUGCCUGCCUGCCCCUAUUCACCUGUCUUUCCACCUCAAAUCGGCUGCUCGGAGGAGUCCUGGGGCUGUUCUAUUCUCUCUGCUGGUUCAUUGCACUCCUGUGGAAACUGAUCUUCUGCAGAGAGAUUUUAGCUGGUGAAGGUCACCAGAAUAACUUGUGGCACUUACACAACAUCCCACAGUUACUAUGCUUGGUGUUCCUGGUGUGCCGUUUUGUCUUCUGCAUCAAGAAGGGUGUGAAGAGCCGCAUGAGUUACAGCAAGCAGGAGGAAGUGAUGAAGCACGAGUACAAAUAUGUAAUGCAUUUACUGAGAAGACACACUGAAGUGUCUGUGGAGAAGAGCUGGUUCCAGAGGAAAGUGUAUGAGUGGGAUCCGUAUUUUAAAUUCCCAAACAGGAUCAUCGCCACCGUUGUGCUCUGCGUCCUCGGAGUGUACAUGAUAACAACAACAGAGCAGACGAUAGCUCAAACUUCUAUCUCAGACACGAAAGAGUAUCUUACAGGUUUCUUGAAUGAGUCCACCAUUGAAAAACAUCUGAACUACAUCACAUACACCUGGUAUAUCUCAACAGCUUGUGCCAUACUCUUGUCCCUCAUUCACAUUAGCCAGGUGUUGGUGUAUUACAGGAUGCAUAUCAAAUCACUGCGAGCUGGAGAAAAAAAAUACUUGCCGAAGACGUACGAACUGAACGCCGUGCAGGGUGUGGUGGGUUUUCUGAAAUAUCCUGGCUAUCAGAUUGCCUUCUCCAUUUGGGGUUAUGUGAUCGUGCAUGUGGGGAUGUUCAUCAUUGGCUUGAUGUGUGUUUACCUGGUGAUAUCCCCGAUUCGGGAAAAUGGACUGUGCCUCUGGUUAAAGUGGUUGGGCAUGAGCUUUGGGAAUUUCAUCACCUUGUUCGGUCUGAUAAUGCUGCAGAGCAAAUUGGGCCAAAUAUUGUUCCUGCAGGACAAAACCUCACCUACGGAUAAAAGGAAGCCACUAGCACUCAAGAACAGGAAGGCCUUCCACAACUUUAACUACUUCUUCUUCUUCUUCAACAUGAUUUUGGGUCUGAUGAACUGCUUGUUGCGGGUCAUCAAAAGCCUCGCUGUGGGGGUGAUGUUGGUGUCGCGCAUCGAGCGGUCCAUAAUGCCUGAGGGCUUUGAGACACUGGACCACAGUUACUGUACGUGGGUGGGAAUGAUCAUGGCAGAUCAUUAUCACACUAACCCAGUCCUGGUGUGUUUCUGCCACCUGCUGCUCAAACACCCUUCAGAAGGUAUCCAGGAUGAUGGCUACUCACGCUUAGACCGAGAGCUUUUAGAGAAGAACCGCGUCCACAUUCGCUGGCAUCUCGUGUACACCUUACUGAGGAACCCAAAACUCAUCCUGCUGAGGAAGAAAAGAAAGCAAAAAAGUGACAAAGAUGGGCACCUGGCCUUUGCCUGGGCUGUCACAAAUACAGCAUAAAUAAAUAAAUAAACAAACAAACAAAUAAAUGAAUAAAUUCUCUGCAUAAAAUCUUGCAGAUGUUUUAGCGGUCAUUUUGAACAAACAAGCGAUAAUAUUUUAUCCUGCUAAAAUGAUUAGCAUUAAAAUGCUAAUGUUUAUGUUACAUGAUAUUUAAGCACCAAGUACAUAACAUGGCUCAGGUAUAUAUAUAUAUAUAUAUAUAAUUAUUUGAUUAUUAUUUGUUUAUUUCAGGUUUUAUAUGUUUUUUUAUCUGUUCUUCUGCUGUAACGAUCCCUGCGGAAGCUCACUUCUGUCCAGCUAGUGGUCAGAAAGACGACAGUGUCGUUCUUUAUUUUUUUCACCGUGUUUUUAUAUACACUUUCUGGAGCCAGCUUUAACGAUGCUCCUGUGUUUACUUCAGCACCAGACUGAUAUUUUUGUUCUGUAUAAAAGUUUACUGUCAUGUUUGUUUUUCUAUGAUUGAAAACAUUAUUGUACAAAUAAACUUUUCUAUUUCUUCUCCA